AUGUCGAACUCCGGAAAGAGCUGCUGCGGCGAUGGGAAUGAACUCCCAGGCGAUCCACGGACAAUGAAAAGUCGAGUCCUCGAGAGUGGAGCUUCGAUGAUCCAGGACUUCACGCCAGUAAAACAAAUCUGCGCCCAUCUCAAUGCAUUCCACUUCUACGCCAAUGAUCCAACGCGAUGCGUCGAGGCUAAUCACUAUUGCACUCAUUUAACAGAGGAUAUGCGCCAAUGUCUGAUCUACGACUCGUCAAAGGCAAACGCCCGCCUCAUUGGCGUGGAAUACAUGGUCUCCCCGCGCAUUUUCGCAACGCUUCCCACCGAAGAGCGUAAGCUCUGGCACACGCACGAGUUCGAGGUCAAGAGUGGUAUGCUGAUCAUGCCAACACCGGCUGGUGUGCCCGAUGCUUUAUGGGAAGCUGCGGAGACGGCAGAGAUGCGGGAUGUCGUGCCUAUCUAUGGCAAGACGUAUCAUUUCUGGCAGGUUGAUCGUGGAGACCCUGUGCCUCUAGGUCCGCCGCAGUUGAUGGGCAGCUUUGUAUCCAAUGAGAGCGUGAAGUUGGCACAUCCUGCGGGGUUAGAUUCGUUGCUCGAGGAUCGGAACAAGAGGUAUGGGGUGGAUCAUCGGCAGAAGGCGAAGAAGAGGGAGGGUAUUGAGGCGAUUGUGAAGCAUCCUGGUAGAUGCUGA
Messenger RNA from Penicillium egyptiacum, 684 nucleotides. The record is from the annotation of a GenBank genome assembly. NCBI's taxonomy places the organism in Eukaryota, Fungi, Ascomycota, Eurotiomycetes, Eurotiales, Aspergillaceae.